Molecule: messenger RNA, 8221 nt
Organism: Cyclopterus lumpus (lumpfish)
Lineage: Eukaryota; Metazoa; Chordata; Actinopteri; Perciformes; Cyclopteridae
Gene: hivep2b
Product: HIVEP zinc finger 2b
Exons: 7
Coding region: 488-5857 (1789 amino acids)
Biological process (GO): regulation of transcription by RNA polymerase II
Cellular component (GO): nucleus
Molecular function (GO): DNA-binding transcription factor activity, RNA polymerase II-specific; RNA polymerase II cis-regulatory region sequence-specific DNA binding
Source: RefSeq, a predicted model, not a curated record
UGUGUGUGGAGGGGAGGGGAGGCAGCAAGAGAGAAAGAGAGAGAGGGAGAGAGAGAGGAAAAGCGUCCUUAAACGUGGGCUGUUGUGUAAUCCCUCCCAGGGCCCCUUUGCUAUUUUUGUGCCUGGGUCCGCACGUCACGGUUGGGUAUUUUCUCUGGUGACUAGCUCGCAUCAAUAGAUCUUCUAAUGUACACCCAGUCAGCCAGCAGCUUCAUGACUGAUGGGACUUUACCCUGCUAAUUUAUUUCAUUAUUGUUACCCCCCCCCCCACCUUACCCCCCCUCCACCACCCCACGACAUGAGGAGAAUGGAGCGGACUAUGCAGCAUGAGGAAUGUCACAUGUGACUGUUGCUGUGGGACAGGGGGACUAUUCAAAUGUCAGGUGACCCUUCCCCGCAGUCAGUUCACACAUAUGUUAAUAUCACUACGGUCACAUAGCACGUAGUGUCCUUGGAAAUCGAUCCCAAAGAAAGUGACAUUGGAUUCAUGGAGUCACUUGAAACUACUGCGGGGGCGGAGAGCUCCACUGAGGGUCAGGACAGACAUGUUGUUGCACAGGCAAAAUGCUCCUCGGAGGCGGCGCAGACGAGGAGGAGUCCAUCGGUCGAAUUGGAAGGCGAGGGGCGGCACCAGCAACUGCGAGAAGGUCAGAGCCGAGACACGUGCGGUUUCAUAGAAACGUCUGAAGACCAGCACUCCCAAACUCAGUCCGCGAGCCAUCAAGACCACGAGGAGUCUCCGUAUCCAGCAGAGCCCACGAAAGGGUUUCCCAUCGGCAGACAGAGAUCCACAGAGUCCACCAGCCCACCUGAAGUCCAACACCAGUGUUCCCAUUCAGGGAUGGAUCAGCUGUCAGACGCCGCGUGCAAAGUGGAGCAAAAGGCGCAAAAGCCCGGGAAGUACGUUUGCGAUUACUGCGGAAGGGCGUGCGCCAAACCCAGCGUGCUCAAGAAACACAUCCGCUCGCACACCGGAGAGCGGCCCUAUCCGUGUGUCCCGUGCGGCUUCUCCUUCAAAACCAAGAGCAAUUUAUACAAACACAGGAAGUCCCACGCUCACUCCGUCAAAGCGGGAACGGCGACGCUCUCGGAGCUCGGUUCUUACAACGCCAACGCGGACCAGGGGUCUUUUGAAGGGGAAGGAGAGUUGUUCUCCGACGCGGAGCAAAGCACGGACACGGACGAGGACGCGCUCAGCGACCCGCUGCUGCUGCUGGACUCUCCGGUGGAGGGAUCGGAUAACACCGCUGUGAAAGUACUGAAUCUCAUCGCUCAGAAAAAGGGAGCCGCGUCGAUCUCGGCUCAGGACGGUUCACCCCAGCCCCAAGAAAUCAACGCCUCCGAGGCCGGCCGCGCAAUUCAAUCGUGCACGAUCAAACAGAGGCUUGCCCUUCGGCUGUCCGAAAAAAGAAGCAGCGACUCGGAGCACAAUCUGUCCCUCCCGAGUCAGUCCAGCAAGGGCAGCACGGACUCCGGCUACUUCUCGCGCUCCGAGAGCACCGAGCACCAGACGGGCCCUCCGAACACCAACGCAAAGUCCUACCAAGAAAUUAUGUUCGGCAAGUGUUACAGGCCGAGCCCCAAACAGGCGGCGGCUUUUGUGGCUUGCAGCACGGACUCGGACGAGUACACGGGGAGACGCUCGGAGAGAGGAGUGUCCCGCGUGUUCACCCAGGAAAAAGACGCCGGUGAACCCAUCAAAAUAAACACAAAGUCGUUCACGAGGGAGGAGGUAAAAGAACUGCAGUUAGACGCCGGCUCCGACGGGGGGACUCUGAUGAGGAGCAACUCGAUGCCAACGUCCCCGGCGGUGUGUCUGACUAUGCCUCAGGCCCUCAGAGGCAGCCACUCGUUUGACGAGAGAACGAGCACCGGGGGCACAAGGAGGCUCAGGCGGCAAGCUGCUUUCGAACACUCGGCGCACGACGGCCACGGCGACGCAGACGGCCACGGAAAGAUGAGCGAGAGCGGCACCUCGUCCGCGGGAUCGGAGAUGGAAAACCACCCCUCCGCGGCCUCCAGUAUGAGCCAUCAGAGGCACGCGAUGGAACUGGCAACGCGGAAGCGUCGGAAAGAGAAGAGGGAGGAGGAAGAUUUGCCCGGUCGAUACGAGGGCCAUCCCGAACAGUGCGAAGACAUGUUUGACUCGAGUAAUGACUACGAUUCAAAAGAAGCUGCCGUGGGCCUCAUGGCAUUAGGAAAAGGGCAUUCUUUAUGUAUGCUCACACAGAUGGACAGGUGUGACAUGGACAUAUCGGUGAGCCCCGAAAUGUCCGGGAGGAAAACUUUAGGGAACGUCAUUUCUGUUAUCCAGCACACAAACUCAAUAAACAGGCCUCACUCCGAACAGUCCGAAUCCUACAAGUACCAUGGGCAGAGACAGGAUAGUAUGCCUCUGUUUCAAGCUAUGGAGGCGAGUGAAUCCUACGAGUUGGAAAGGAGUGACAGCAUGCUGAGGCAAUCGUUUCAACUGGGCCCCAAACUUGUGCGUCAGCCCAACAUACAAGUCCCGGAAAUCAGGGUCACGGUAGAGCCCGACAGUCCAGAAAAGGCCCCGGAGGUGCAGGUGAAGGAGGCCGAGAAGCACGUGGAGGAGUUUCAGUGGCCUCAGAGGAGCGAAACGUUAGCACAAUUUCCUCCAGAAAAGCUCCCCCCAAAGAAGAAAAGGCUCCGCCUAGCCGACAUCGAGCACUCCUCUGGGGAAUCCAGUUUCGAGUCUGCCUGCACUAGUCUCUCCCGCAGCCCGAGCCAAGACAGCAACUUAUCUUACAGCUCCACCUUCUCCUUUGACAGGGAUGAGAGUUUGAAGUCGGUCUCUCCGGCCAGGCAGGAUGAAUUCGGCAAACCGCUGGAGCUCCUAGCGGUGCCGGGGAGCGGGCGCUCCCUCUCUGUGCUCAACCAGCGGCAACAACACGAAAUGAGACGCUCUGCCUCGGAGCAGGCGCCGUGCAACUUGCGCAAGGAGUUCCCAGAGGUGCGCAGCAUAUCGUUUGACUAUGGCAGCCUUUCCCCCACAUCCAAAGGUCGACCGGUGGACGUCAGCCUCUCAGCUGUGAGGGAGAGUAGGAGGGGGAACUUGGUGCGGCAGGAGUCAUUGAAUAUGGACACUGAGGUGACACAAGUCCCAUCGCAGGCGUUCCCGCAGCACCACAGCAGCAGCUCCCCUCCGUUCGCGGCAGUUGCCGCUCUGCCGCAGACUUUGCCGAUAUUCUCCGCGGGGAAUACGUUCCCCCAGCUGUCGCAACCGAGCCUUCUAGUCCCCGUGAGGAUACAGACCCACGUGCCAUCCCACGGCAGUAUCACAUACACUUCAGUAUCGCAGAUCUUUGACAAUCAGUACGACGGCGUGAGCUCCACCACGUCCUCCUCUCAGAGUCAGAUUUCCCGUUUGUCGGGGAAUCUGGAUCCUCAUAACGUAUCGGCGUACAGCAGACCACCUUCGACGCCGCACAGCCUCAAUGUCGAAGCCCUUGAUUUGUCAUCGGCGAAGCUCCAGACGGGCAUCCCCCUCUCUCUGACCUCCAGAACCAUCUCGACCACCAACGCCUCCAGCGGCGGCACCAACAAGCGGAUGCUGUCCCCCGCCAGCAGCAUGGACCUUUUCAUGGAGGUCAAGCAGCAAAAACGGGUGAAAGAGGAAAGAAUGUUCGGGCAGAUCGUGGAGGAGCUGAGCGCCGUGGAGUUGGGGAAGUGUAAUUUGAGCGAGGAGAAGGGCCUCAGGUCAGAGAUGCUGGGUGCAUCCGCGCCUCACGCUCCGGAUGACUCGCGUAUGAGUACGUUUAUCACACGGGAAGAGACGGAGGCCGGCGACCACGGCGUUGAGUCAGCCAUGGAAAGCAGCUCAGCUCCCUAUUCUACGAUAUCAGUCGGCGAAGGGAAAGAAGUUGGCACGGAGAAACGGGUGCAGAUGGACACGGUGGGGCAGCUGGUCGCCAGUCGAGACCUCCUGAUCUCGGACGCGGAGAAUUCCAGACUGUUUCCAAGUCUCCGCACGACGACGGGAGUGAGCUGGUGUUAUCUCAACCGCACCAAGCCGAGCUGCUCCCACAGCAACGCCCCUUUCUCCUCCGUGUACACAACCUGGUGUGUGAGCUCCCACAACCCGAACCCUCUGGAGCUGAGCACCAGCACCGCCCUGGCUCUGCUGCGGUCCAAACAGAGGGGGGACAAGGUCAUAUACACCGUGGCGGCCAUGUGUCAACCCGGCACGGGGAAACUAGUGUCGUCCCUCAUCCUGUGGAGGCAGACCAUGGAGCAGCUGCAGAGGAAACCGGAGCCCAAAGAGGUGGACGUCACCUACGGGAAGAAGGUGAAAGACAUCAGCUGCAGAGUGAAAAGCGCCAAGGAGGAGUGGAAAGAGAGGGAGGCCUCCACAACCCAAACAGUGCCAACGCGCAUUAAGAUCUUCGAUGGAGGGUACAAGUCCAAUGAAGACUACGUGUAUGUCAGAGGUCGAGGCCGGGGGAAAUACAUUUGCGAGGAGUGUGGCAUUCGCUGUAAGAAGCCGAGCAUGCUGAAGAAACACAUCAGGACCCACACGGACGUGAGGCCGUACAUCUGCAGGGUCUGCAACUUUGCUUUUAAAACUAAAGGAAACCUGACUAAACAUAUGAAGUCAAAGGCACACAUGAAGAAAUGUCUUGAACUGGGGGUGUCAGUGACGAUGGAUGACACGGAGAUACAGGAACAUGUGGACGACAGCCAACAAGACUCCAAGACGGAGGCGGUACACACGGCCAAACACCAGUUCUCCGACGCUGAGGACUCCGACGGAAUGGACGAAGACGUCGACGAAAUCGAUGAAGACGACGACGAGGACGACGAAUACGAGGGCGACUCCAGCCCGAAGCUGCGCUCCAGAAGCACGAGCCCCCAGGCGUGCGGAGUGACCUCUCUGGCGGUCACGGCCACCGCCGCCCUCCACGUCUACUCCCUCACCUCUCUGCCCGGCGCCGACGUCCGCCAGCAGUCCUCCGGCAGGCGGACCGGCUCGGAUCACCGACCCGUCUUCGACCAGAGGGAGAAGUCCUUGGACGAAGACUCUCUGACGAUGCUGUCCCCGGACCAGGCCGGCUUCCUCUUCGACCCUUACUCGUCCUGCCUGCUCUCUCCCGGUUGGGAGUCUCCCAUCAGGGAGCCCUCCCCGUCACGCCUGCGUUACCCGUCCCCGAGGCGAGAGCUCUCUCCGCGAGGUCGCUCCUCUCCCAGGUGGGACGCCUCUCCGCGGAGGGCUGCCUCGCCGGGCUUCACGCCCAUCCAGCACCUCUCGCCGGUCUCGAUUGAGCGACCCGUGUCAACUGGAACGGAGCUGGCCGGAAAGCGGGAGUCCUCAAUCCGAGGCCGGCAAAGAGUCGUGCUGAGGGCGGUUUCUCCGCGGAGAGGCUCGCACCAACACAAAGGCGGUGGCGAGAAAACCCGACACCAGGCGCAGAUGGAGAUGGCUCAACACGGAGCCUUUGAGAUGGAGAUGGAUCAAAGGAGCGGCUUGGCUCCCGGUCCGCCCGGCGCUGCCAGUUCUCAACCCCAGAACAUCCUCAGCCACCUCCCUCUUCACUCCCAGCAGCAGGCCCGCAGUCUGCUCCCCGUCGUCCCGGUCGGAGGGCUCCAGAUGUCGCACUCCCCGCCUCCCUCCGGCGACGACGUCGCCUCCUCCUCCUCGGCGCCGAGCCCCCAGAGCAGCGAGGGCCAGCGCUGCAGCAGCAGCAGGGAGGGAUCGGUCCACGGGCCCGAGUCCGGAGGAGAGGACGCCUGUCGGGAGAAAAGCCUCGACCCCGUGGACGGCGGGCAGGAGGAGAUCGUCCAGACCUGCUUGAAAGCCAUCGCCUCGUUGAAGAUCACCACAGAGGACCCUCACUGAAAGCCCCCCCCCCUCCUUUUUUCUUUCUUUCUGUCUCCUUGAUUUGACCCGGGAGCCGACAGCCCCUCCUCCUCUCCACGCGACACCUGCAACCUUGUCGUCCUCAGCCCUUUAGGCACAUAACCUCAUCUUUAUCCAAUUAGAGGCAAUAUGAUAACAUUUCUUCGGGUCUCGCAGCUCCUUUUUAGAUCCGAGUGGGGAUCAAACCUUCGCAGGGAAGAAGAAGAAGAAGAAGAAGAAGAAGAAGAAGAAGAAGAAGAAGAAGAAGAAGAAGAAGAAGAAGAAGAAGCCCACCACGUCGGAUGUGCUCUUGUCUUCGGGCUCUUGGAGAUGAUUGGACGAGCAGCAGGAUGUCUCGCGGAGGCGGAGGAAUCAUUAUUGGGUGCAGGUGCAAUAUGGAAAGAUAUUAUGCUAAUAUGCCUUUUGUUUGACAUAGUAGUUUGCGUACUAUUGCACAUAAAUUAUAUUUAUGGAUUCUGUACAAAUGUCCUUAACGUAUAUACUCCUUCUUAGAUGCAUACAAACAGUGUAUUUUACUGUAUGUGUACUUUGAAAAUAGACUGUUGUUUAAUGUAAUCAUAUCGAGGUGUGACGCAGUAGUGCAGUAAAUAAAGACUAUUUAUAAAAAGGGGGAAAAGUACAUGUGUUAUGAAAACAGUCUGACCAAAAUUUUUAAGUAGACGCUUCUUGUGCAGUUUGGUGCUUCUAAUCAAGCAGCGAGCGUCUGUGCCUUUUUUUAAACAAAAUUUAAAAAAUAGUUUUGCUUUUCAUCUUUUUAUUUCUUUUUUUUUUGCCACGAGAAGGUCGUAAGGAACUAAUGCCGAGGUCGGCUUUAUUCAGAAGCGUCGGCUUCUUUCUCGUUCCGACGGACGCGGCUUGAUUUUACGUGAAAAAAAACAAUCUUAAGAAAUGUUUUUUCUUAUGUUGCAUUUUUCUAAAUGUUGUGGUUUUUAAUCUUGGUAAAAAAAAAAAAAAAAAUGCAUGGGAUUUUGCUAUUGCACAAAAAUAGAGGAAGUUGAACAUGUAAUUAUGAAUACUGUAAGACGUAUUUAUAUAUUAGAGCGUGAGCACUUAUUGAUACUGGUAAAUAUUUGACUACUAUUUAUAUGGUAUAUCUGUACUUAUGCAGCAGUGAUGCAGUUAUGCAGUAAAGCCGCGCUGGCAUUGCUUUUGAUCUCAUAGUAUUUGCUUUUUGAUUAAACAGCGUUUAUUCUCUCUCUCUCUCUCUCUUAUACAGAUGACCAGAAGCAUUUUAUGAGUUUUUGACGAUGCACUUUCAUCCUUUUCAUCUUGUUGAUGUUUAACUGACGUGGUCGGUGAAAAAUAAGGGAGUAAAACUUGUUAUGUUCUCUUGUGUUAGUUUUUUUUAAACAUUCCAGUCGUUUUAUUUUUUUCUUUCUUUCUUUUUCAUUUAUUGAAACACGUUGCACACUAAUUCAAGGGGCUAUGAUGAUCAGUCAAUAGUAUGUUUUCUUGCAUUUCAAGUGUAACCCGGAUGAAUCGAUAUCACUUUACUGUAAGUAAAUACUAAAGUAAUGACGUUAACGGCGUGAGUGGGUUGACUAUUACUGUGCGUCAGCUCAAAGUAAUCAUGACUUCUUCUCUGUACAUAUUUGUGUGUUUUUAUGAUUUUGAAACUAUUUUUGCAGUGUUGAAUAUCUUUUUAAGAGGUACAACGAGUCUGCGGUUGACGUGACGGAGGUUUUAACGAGUGUCGAUGAAUAGCACAGUGUCGAUCGCUCACUGGAUUAAAAAAUAUAUAAUACAUAAAGUGUAUUCGCAUCUUCAAAGUUGGUUGCGUUACCAGUUACCAGAAUGGACUUUUCAAAAAUCGGAAGAAAAAAAAAAAAAACACUUUUGUUGUUCGCUCAUGUUUACAUAAAAAUAAUUGGAAAAAGGUGCACUGCUUUAAUCCUGUGUUUCCCUUCUCUCUUCUUCUUUUUUUUCCGGAAAAGAUGUGCGUAUGGCUUUUUGAUUUCAUGUACUUUUUAUUUGUCGUGACGGUGCAGAAUGCUGAUAAGGUGUGAAGGAACAAGUAAAAGCCUUCCGUUUGCUUUUGGCAUACAGUGUGUAUUCAGAUUGUGUUUGUGUUUUGUUUUUAUUGUGUAUACUUAUAUUGACUGAACUGCUUUGUGCCUCUCAUGUCUAUAUGAAAUAAUUCCCUGUUCGACACACAGAGGACGAAUCAUUUGACCUCUCAGCUGAGAUCUUUAGAGGAAGGAAACCUCAGUAGCCAACCUGUUGUUUAGCUAUAUCUGGUUAGUCGGGACGGAGUGCCUCUUUUAUGCUACGAGGGACUUUAUUGUUUGGUGCUCUACUUUUUCAGAUUAAAUUCAAAAAAUUGUUUUAAAAGAAUAUAAUUCU